This is a messenger RNA of Orbilia oligospora ATCC 24927, 633 nucleotides long. RefSeq lists its product as uncharacterized. NCBI's taxonomy places the organism in Eukaryota, Fungi, Ascomycota, Orbiliomycetes, Orbiliales, Orbiliaceae. The record is from RefSeq and is a predicted model, not a curated record. The transcript is spliced from 2 exons. The coding region runs from base 1 to 633 and encodes 210 amino acids.
AUGCACGCCUCUUCGGUUCUCCUCAGUCUUCUUCUGGCUGCCCCAGCCCUUGUUGCCGCACAGCGAGAAACCGACAAAGCUGUUGAACUCCCUCCAUGUGUCACCACUUGCUAUGGCCUUGCUAUCGCUCGCGCUAACUGCGAUACCCUCAAACCAUCUUGUAUCUGUGGUUCCAAUACCUUCUUUAAUGCCAUCCGCACCUGUCUUACUACUCGAGACGGUACUUGCACAGAAGAAGAGGCCGUAGACGUAUGGAACAAGCUUCAGCAGCAGUGUGGGGAUAAAAUCGCCUCUGCCUUCCCGUCUCUGACAUUCGCCGUAACUAGAGAGACAUCUAGCGCCACAGACACCGCCACAGUUACAGAUGAAUCCGGGAGCGUUGUUCCAACCAUGGGUAGCAUUACGGAUGGUCCGGUUGAGACAAGCGAUCUUCCCACCGAAGCCCCAACUACGAUGGGCAGCAUUACUGGACCAGCUGAACCGACCUCCUCAAAUACCCAAGGAUCGCAAACCAGCGAGGGUCCAAGUGCUCCGACCGAGACCCCCAACUCAGCAACACAUAUGAUCCCAAGUCUUGUCUCCAUGGUUCUUGGGAGCUUUGUUGCCGGUGGAGCAUUAUUCUUCAUGCUUUAG